Molecule: messenger RNA, 984 nt
Organism: Centruroides sculpturatus (bark scorpion)
Lineage: Eukaryota; Metazoa; Arthropoda; Arachnida; Scorpiones; Buthidae
Exons: 1
Source: RefSeq, a predicted model, not a curated record
AUGUUUCGAUUAGCGAUUUCCCACGCUACAAAAGAAGGCCUUCCAAGAAAUAUAGAAUUUCUUAUUAAAGAAACAUUUAAUUGGUUUUCUCAUUCUGCGAUUAGACAAUCCAAAUACAAGGAACUCUAUUCUUUGAUGAAUGAUGGAAAUGAACCAUUGAAAUUAGUACAAAGUAGUGAGACUCGUUGGAUGUCAAUUCAGAUCGCUAUUGAUAGAAUUUUGAGAAAAUGGAAUGAUUUAAAGGCAAAUUUUAAUUUGGCCAGAACAAACGAAAGAUGUUAUACGGCAAAAAUUUUGUUCUCAAUGCUUGAUGAUCAAAGAAAUUUCUUAUUUCUUUUAUUUCUUAAACUUGUACUUGAUGAAGUUCAGAGAUUAAAUAAAAUAUUUGAAUCUGAGAAUAAUGAUCCGACGAAGUUGCUACAGGACUUGCUAAAUUUAAUAGAAUCUUGUUGUUCUAAGAUUGUUAUUCCAGGAACAAAAAUAACAAAUGAAGUAGUAAUUGAAAACCAUUUAGCACUCAAUCCAUACUUGGGUUAUCAAUUUGAAACUGAAAUAGACAAUUCUGCACUGUUAGAUGAAGAAAAGAAAAAUAUUCGUAGUCGCUGCAUUGCCUUCCUUUUGUUUCUUAUAAAACAACUUCGGCAAAGGUUACCUGACAAUAUAUCAAUAUUGAAAACCAUGACGUCACUAAGUAUUGACCAAUGCCUCAACCCAAUUAAAAGUGAUAUAAUAAACCUUGCGAAAAUGUUUCUCAUUGAUGAUGCAAUAUUAACUCGCAUUGACUUUCAAUGGAGGAAAAUCCAUACAAUUCAGUGGAAAGAAACUUCCAGCACGAUAAACCUGUGGAUGGAGGUAGCUCAAUACCGAGAUGCUGCCAGAGAAAAUCCCUUUCAAGACUUGGUCAAUUUUGUUUUAAAAAUUCUUUUAUUACCUCACUCAAACGCAGAAGUAGAGCGUUUAUUUAGUCAGAUGAAUAUUGUUAAA